CGCGCUUUUGCCUGAUUGUGUGUAUUUUUGUCACAAAAAAAUCCGAAAAUGUCUGACCGCAAGUGGGUCACCGACCCAGACGAUUACAUCUGCACCUUAUCACCGGAGACCCAGAAGAUCGCCGAGGAGGAGCUGCGCGAAGACGACAGCAGUCGCCGAUCAGCGCUGGCCUCCAUGCGCGAAUGGAUCUUGCAGAAUCCCCGGAUCAAAAAUUGCAGGAUGGAUGCGAAAUUCUUGUUGAGAUUCCUGCGUUUCAAGAAGUACCACGUAACGCUAGCGCAGGAAUGCCUUGAACGCUACAUCCUCUUGCGGCAGACGUUCGGUGUGGCCUUUAACUGCUUGGACAUCACGAUACCGAUGAUGGAGCAGCUGACCGAUUUGGGGUACAUGUUCGCGUGCCCCAAAAGGGACAGCAAAGGUAGAAGGGUAAUUGUCACCAGACCCGGUGUGUUCGACUUGUAUUCCUUUUCCAACGCGGAUAUGUGUCGAAUUCACGGCAUCGUGUACGAAACGUUGAUGGAAGACGAAGAGAACCAAGUUAGGGGUUUCGUGCACUUCGCCGACGGGGAUGGGGUAGGAUUCGCCUACCUGACGUUGUUCUCCAUCAAGGAAGCCGUGCGCAUAGUUAAAAACGGGGAGAGAACACUGCCCAUGAGACACAAGGAGGUCCACGGCAUGUCCGUCCAUCCUUCGAUGAAAUUCGCCCUCGACUUCGGCAUGUCUUUGAUAUCGGAGAAGAUCAAAAGCAGAGUGCGAUUGUACGGCAAUCUGCAAGACGUCAUCUCCAGCGGACACGUCGAAACCGACGUUCUACCUAAAGAAUACGGCGGCACAAUUCCCAUGAAGGAAAUGAUAGAAUUGUGGAAGAAAGAGCUGUACGCGGCCCAUCCGAUAUUGAUGUCUCACGACCUGAUGGAAGUGGAUGAAGAUCUGUUUAGUGCAAAGGCGAAAGAAGGGGCCGUAUCGGCUCUGAAAAGGAACGUGACCUCCUGCGGCUCGGAAGGCGACGCCACCUUGUACGGCAUAACGGGCAACUUUAGAAGAUUAGAAGUAGAUUAAGAUGAGCCAAUUGAGCUCGAUGUAGUAUUAAGUCUGUUACAAAAAAUCUGUGGUAGAUUAGAUGUUAGUUUAGCGUACUGUUCACGUCCAUCAAAAUCAUCUUAAUCGUCACCAGCCAUGCUUUACUCGUUUGUAAGUUAUAAGUAGAGGAAUGUUUU
Messenger RNA from Phyllotreta striolata, 1217 nucleotides. NCBI's taxonomy places the organism in Eukaryota, Metazoa, Arthropoda, Insecta, Coleoptera, Chrysomelidae. The record is from the annotation of a GenBank genome assembly.